Annulohypoxylon maeteangense is the source of this 2255-nucleotide messenger RNA. RefSeq names its product DNA-directed RNA polymerase I subunit RPA34.5-domain-containing protein. Gene Ontology annotation, biological process: transcription by RNA polymerase I. The coding region runs from base 249 to 1835 and encodes 528 amino acids. The transcript is spliced from 3 exons. The record is from RefSeq and is a predicted model, not a curated record. NCBI's taxonomy places the organism in Eukaryota, Fungi, Ascomycota, Sordariomycetes, Xylariales, Hypoxylaceae.
GGCGUGAAGUCAAUUCAUUCAAUUUUCACUUCUCAAUCCUUUUUCGAUCUCAACCUUUUCAAUUCCACCUUACCCGAAUUUCGUCUUCGCCAUCGGAACACCAUCGUUGUUCAGAUACAUCGAUAUAGAUCUUACACACCAAAAUACUACCCCUUUUCUAACAUUUCGUCAGCUUCUCUUCACAUUCUGCGCUCACAUACUCAACUUCACUUCCGUUCACUACUUGUGUAGUAGUGCGGAUAUUCACGAUGGCGAAGCAUCGCGCUCGCGCCCCCAUCGCAUCUCUUGACUCUUUGGUGUCACGCGUCCGCGACCAAAAGGCUGCGACGAAUUCUACACCCGGUUCUAGUAAAUUACAAAAUACCAAGAAAUUCGCCGAGACUAGUGAUAGCGGAGAUAGUGAUGACACUAGCUCAGAUGACAGCGAUGGAAGCAACAGUGAUAGUGAGGUUGAUGUAGAUGCUGCUAGGAAGAAGUAUACGGAGAAGCAGAAAAGCAAGCGCAAGAGUACUCAACAAUCCAUUCCCACGAAGUCACAACCUACCAAAUCUACGUCAACCUCGAACGAAUUACCUACAACCAAACCUACCAAAUCGACGACCUUCAAUUCUAAGGAUUCUGAGUCUGAUUCCGACUCUGAUUCCGACUCCUCUUCUCAGAGCUCAGACUCAAGCGACAUUCCGACGCAGAACACUGUUACGAAACAAGAAUCCCCCGAAAAGAAUGGUGAUAAAGAUAGUAGCGACUCAGACAGCGACACUUCUAGUGAGAACGAAAGUGAGAAUGAAAGUGAAGAUGGAAAUAGAGAUAAAGCGACGAGUGCACAGCGACCUGCCGAGGUUGAAUCAUCUAGCGACGAGGAUAGCGAUAGUAGUUCCUCCGAUGCUGAUGAGGAAUCUACCCAUGACGCCAUGGAUGUCGAUGAUAAUAACGAGGUAAUUGUUAAUGGCAACACUCCUGCACCAGGCUCGGCUUCCCAAGUCUCUCGGCCUGCAUGGAUUGACAAUUCCAAUUUCGUUCUUCGCAAGGCUUCUUCUGACAACCCCGCCAAGGAAGUUGCUGAUUUUUUCAAUAACACCAACCUAGAAGGAAAGCAAGUCUGGUAUUUCACGGCGCCAGCUUCAUUGCCAAUCACUGUCUUGAAGGAUAUGGAAAUCGACCUAUCCAAGGCGACGACCGGAGAAGCUCUACUAAAUCACAAAGGAGAUGACUAUGGAUUAGAUCUAGAAUCCCAUGCUACUAGCACGCAGAUUCAGCUUCUCAUUCCGUCACAGGGUGGUGAUAAGUACGCUGCUCUAAACCGCGGUAUUGACUCGACCGUUCAUCUCCGCCGGAUUGCUAAAUUCGGCCCCGGUGGAGCUGUUAGUGCUACAGCCACCGAUGAUUAUGCGCCGAUUCCGAAGGCUAUUAGAGAACAGCCCCAGGGUCUGAAACCUCGUUUCACCCCCAUCGGUGUUCCCACCCCCACGUGGCAGGGUAUUUCCUCAGCCUCGGUGAGCCAAUCAAACGGUUCAAAGAAAUCCAAAAAGUCGGAUGGUGUCAGUGGUCAGCUGAAGAGGAAACAUCCCGGACAAGGAGCUGAUCAAGCAACUGCUGAGCAGGGAUCGCAAUCCAAAGGAAAGUCUGCGAAGAGACCGAAAACUUCUAAAUCCAAGGAAACGCCCAUUCAACCGCCUGCCAUAACGCUAUCGGCAUCGGCGCCUGGUGCUAUUGAUACACCUUCGAAGGUGCGAACGCCUACGAACAAGGCUAAGAAUGACAAGGCUGCAUUCAAACCGAAGAAGGAAACUCCGGUGCCUGUUCCUACUGUUCUUAGCAUGAACAUGAGACGUUAAGUCGAGGAAUACUGGAGCUCCUAGGAGCUUUUAUUUAGACCGGUUACAACACUUCAAUAACGCAUGGCUUUGAAGUUCCAAUCUUGCCUCAGGUGAAAACACCCUGGUCGAACGUUUCCAUACACGAUUCAUCUAUUCGCACGAUUUAACUGCGACAAUGGAGAAUACUUGCAGAGGUUUGCCAAUUUAGGUGGCAAAGACAAGUGCGUUUCAUACGUGGAUGUUAUUUCGGAAUAAUAGGGGCAAGGCGUCAAAUGGCAAAAGUUCACGAAUCAUGAUUAGCGUGGACUUCUCGCUGGUCUUGAGAUACCACGCGCGGUCGCCCGCACACUUGGCCUUUUGCUGGUGGCUAUGUAAAUAAGAUGAUGCUCCUUAGGCUACUAUCAAAAGUUGCUAGAUAGUAAUUAAUUGUGCUAAGAC